AUGGACAUGUACGGACGCAAUCCGGCGAUGAGUGUGUCGCAAUCAGCACAAGGUCCCGAAUGGAGUCCCGGAGAUGCCGACACCGGACUCGAAGAGUCGAUGUGGCGAUUAGGGCUGGCAAGUGAAGCGUACCCAGAGAGACCAGGUGCGCCUGACUGUGCCUACUACAUGCGGACUGGAGUCUGUGGAUACGCUAACAGAUGCCGUUACAACCAUCCUCGCGAUCGUGCCUCGGUUGAAGCAGCUGUUAGAGCUACAGGGCAGUAUCCAGAACGCAUAGGUGAAACCCCAUGCCAGUUUUAUUUGAAAACUGGAACUUGUAAAUUUGGGGCGUCAUGCAAAUUCCACCAUCCAAAGAAUGCAGGUGGAUCCAUGAGCCAAGUUGCUGUAAAUAUGUAUGGAUACCCAGUGAGAGAGGGUGAGAACGAGUGCUCCUACUAUUUGAAAACGGGGCAAUGCAAAUUUGGUAUAACCUGUAAAUUUCAUCAUCCUCAGCCUGCUGGUAGUACAACCGUCCCACCUCCACCGCCACCGCCACCACCAGCCUCUGCAUCUGCACCUCAGUUUUAUCCAUCGGUGCAGUCACUUAUGCCUGACCACUACGGAGCUCCUUCCUCUAGCUUGCGAGUUGCAAGAACUCUUCUCCCCGCUUCUUAUAUGCAAGGCGCCUACGGUCCAAUGCUUUUAACCCCAGGGGUCGUUCCUAUUCCAGGCUGGAGUCCUUACUCGGCACCUGUGAGCCCUGCUCUCUCUCCUGGUGCGCAGCAUGCCGUUGGGGCAACUUCUUUGUAUGGAGUUGCACAGCUCUCUUCCACCACUCCUUCGCUUCCCGGGGUUUAUCCAUCUCUGCCCUCUCCGACAGGUGUUCUUCAGAAAGAACAGACCUUUCCAGAGAGACCCGGCGAACCAGAGUGCCAAUACUAUUUGAAAACAGGAGACUGCAAGUUUGGAACUUCUUGCAAGUUUCAUCAUCCUCGAGAUCGGGUUCCACCGAGAGCUAAUUGCGUCCUCAGCCCCAUUGGUCUUCCUCUGCGUCCGGGUGUGCAACGCUGCACUUUCUAUGUACAAAACGGCUUCUGCAAGUUUGGAUCAACCUGUAAAUUUGAUCAUCCAAUGGGAACCAUCAGAUACAACCCUUCUGCGUCCUCUCUCGCUGAUGCACCGGUGGCUCCUUACCCGGUGGGCUCUCUUUUGGGUGCUCUCGCAGCAGCUCCUUCUUCUUCAUCGACUGAGCUCAUCAUUCCCGGCGCUGCAAAAGAUCCCUACUUGUCUAGCUCAAGAAGCACAUCAAACAUGUCAGCAGGUUUGAUAUUCUCUCAGAGCGGCGGCGCGAUUCAAUUCUCUGAGCUGCAGCUCUCGAGCCAGACCUCUCUUCCUCUAACCGGUAGCAGAAUCACAAGACAAGGCCGAGAAAUCCGUCGAUCCUUUUGA
Molecule: messenger RNA, 1431 nt
Organism: Microthlaspi erraticum
Lineage: Eukaryota; Viridiplantae; Streptophyta; Magnoliopsida; Brassicales; Brassicaceae
Source: the annotation of a GenBank genome assembly